Chaetomium fimeti is the source of this 1743-nucleotide messenger RNA. RefSeq lists its product as uncharacterized. Lineage: Eukaryota; Fungi; Ascomycota; Sordariomycetes; Sordariales; Chaetomiaceae. The record is from RefSeq and is a predicted model, not a curated record. Bases 311 to 1273 code for a protein of 320 amino acids. Gene Ontology annotation, molecular function: protein binding. The transcript is spliced from 3 exons.
GACGAGUGGUGUGGUUGGUUUGAAGAAGAUCCCGCUGUCCGGAAACGGGUCAGCGUUGUUGUGAUUUGUAUUAUACGAACACAAUUUGGUUGCCCAGGUCGGUGCUCACCGUGCGACCUCGCACGUCUACUCUUUGGGUGAAAGCUCUCUUGGAUUAACGAGCACCUCGCUGGCCCACUCUUUUUGGCCUCGUCCCAUGUUAUACUUACACAGGAUCGAAAUACCUGCCUUCCAACGAACGGAAAAUAGAUAAAUAAAUCAGGACAGACAACCUUCCUUCUUCAGGAAAUAGAAGGUAUCAACAGCGAUCAUGGCCUCGGUCACUCCCUCGAAUGAAGACAGCGCCCCGAUUACCGUCGACAUCGCGCCGGAUGGCGAUGUUGUGUUCAUCGUCGGUCCCACGCAGAGAAGGAUCAGAGUCCACUCUCUCUUCGUCAAAACAGCGUCGCCUGUUCUGGAUGCAAUGCUUGGCCCCAACUUCAAGGAGGGACAGCGACUAGCAGAAACCAGUUCGGCAGAAACCAGUUCGGUGAAAGCCGGUCCGGUCGAGAUCGAACUUCCCGAAGACGAUGCAGACGCCAUCGAGAUUAUCCUCAACAUCAUCCACGGUCGCAACAACAAGGUUCCCGAACAGCUUAGCCCCAACAAGCUUCUUCAGGUGGCUCUCGCGGGUGACAAGUACGAUUGCCUCGUUUCGCUCGCCUUUGCGAUUUGGGCCUGGAUUGGUUGUAAAGGGAUCAACGAUCCGGAGGAGCUGUGGGCUUUGGCGUUGUCGGCGUAUCUCUUCCAAGAAGAGGAAGCCUUCGCAGAGGCAACAUCUGCGCUGAUAUUCAACCACGAGGGAUCCUACAUCGACCUUGUCAGAAAUCAUGAGGCGGUAAUGGACCACGUGAUGCUAUUCAACACCGCAGCCAUGCUAGAGGAGGCGCGGAACAGGCUGCGAAUGAAGUUACUAAUGGACGUGCUGCGUGGCGAUGGCUGGCAAUAUGGCCCAGGUCCAAAGAAGCGCAAACAUGAAGCGGAUUGUUGCACCGGUCUCGUGCUCAGUGUCGGCGGCCUCGGAAACGCGAGCCUGUCCAGGAUCCUUGAAACCUUGAGGCAAGGCGACGAUCUACCUGCCACGGAUAAGGUUGCCACGCUCGAGCCUGUUGACCAGCGGGUUCGCCUCAUUCGAUCUAUAGCGGACAAGUUUGCGGAGGACCAGCACGGACAUGCCCACGGUCUAUGUACGUGGUGCGUUCGGACGGGAGAAGACCACGACACACACUGGUAGUCGGGGUAAGAGAAACCAUAUAUUUUCUGCCUCGACCUAGCCGAUUGCCCGGACUCCGCCGAAACAGCAGAUGGAAGGGUGAAUAUCACAAGCUAGACUGGGGCUAUGUCUCUUUUCGUACCAUGGCUGUACCAUCAGUUAUUCUGAGGGAACCUUGAAGUUACAAUCUAGCCAAUGAAGACUCCUCCCUGGGCCUCCCAACCAGUUGCGGAAGGAUGCCAUGCCCCAGCCCAUGCCUUGUGAAACAGCGAGUUGUCAGUCCCCAGCCCAAAGACAUCCAAGCGCUGGUCACCCCAAGCCACAACCACCGGGGCGCUGUUGAACUUGCCGCCCAAUGCCUCCCAGUCCUUGACAGAGGGAUGCCAUCCACCAGCCCAUGCCUUGUGGUACAUUUGGUGGUCCGUCCCGAGGCCAAAGAUGUCGAUCCGGUUGGAGGCCCAAGACACCACAGCGGGAGCGCUCGUGAAGAC